This is a messenger RNA of Physeter macrocephalus (sperm whale), 1820 nucleotides long. It is a transcript of the gene SEL1L2, whose product is annotated as SEL1L2 adaptor subunit of SYVN1 ubiquitin ligase. The transcript has 17 exons. Gene Ontology annotation, molecular function: protein binding. Gene Ontology annotation, cellular component: endoplasmic reticulum membrane. NCBI's taxonomy places the organism in Eukaryota, Metazoa, Chordata, Mammalia, Artiodactyla, Physeteridae. Bases 22 to 1752 code for a protein of 576 amino acids. Gene Ontology annotation, biological process: ERAD pathway. The record is from RefSeq and is a predicted model, not a curated record.
GAAGGAGACCAGCUUUUUAAGAUGGGCAUCAAGAUCCUCCAGCAGUCUAAAAGCCGAAAACAAAAAGCAGAAGCCUACAAACUCUUUGCUAAAGCAUCUGACAUGGGAAACUUGAAAGCUAUGGAGAAAAUGGCUGAUGCUUUGCUAUUUGGAAAUUUUGGCAUGCAAAACAUAACAGCAGCUAUCCAAUUAUACGAGUCCUUGGCUAAAGAAGGAUCAUAUAAAGCCCAAAACGCAUUAGGAUUUUUGUCUUCUUGUGGAAUAGGAAUGGAAUACAAUCAAGCUAAGGCACUGAUAUAUUACACCUUUGGAAGUGCUGGAGGAAGCAUGAUAUCCCAGAUGAUUUUGGGGUACAGAUAUUUGUCAGGAAUCAGUGUUCUACAGAAUUGCGAAGUUGCCCUAAGUCAUUACAAGAAAGUGGCAGAUUAUAUUGCUGACAAACUGGAAAAAAGUGAAAGUGUUCCAGUGGAAAAAGUGAGACUAACUGAAAGACCUGAAAAUCUGAGUUCUAACAGUGAGAUUUUGGACUGGGACAUAUACCAAUACUAUAAAUUUUUGGCUGAAAGAGGAGAUGUUCAGAUACAAGUAUCUCUUGGACAGUUACAUCUAAUUGGGAGGAAAGGUCUAGAUCAGGAUUACUAUAAAGCAUUAUACUACUUCUUAAAGGCAGCAAAAGCUGGGAGUGCAAAUGCCAUGGCAUUUAUAGGAAAGAUGUAUUUAGAAGGGAAUGUUGCAGCACCGCAAAAUAAUGCUACCGCUUUCAAAUACUUUUCUAUGGCAGCUAAUAAGGGCAAUGCCAUUGGUCUUCAUGGGCUCGGUCUUCUUUACUUUUAUGGGAAAGGAGUUCCUGUGAAUUAUGCAGAAGCACUUAAAUACUUUGAGAAAGCUGCAGAGAAGGGAUGGCCAAACGCACAGUUUCAGUUAGGCUUCAUGUACUACUCUGGCUCUGGAGUAUGGAAGGAUUAUAAGCUUGCCUUCAAAUAUUUUUACUUGGCAUCUCAGAGUGGGCAGCCCCUCGCCAUUUAUUACCUGGCCAAGAUGUACGCCACAGGAACAGGAGUGUUAAGAUCAUGCAGAACCGCUGUGGAGCUUUAUAAAGGUGUCUGUGAACUAGGCCACUGGGCUGAGAAAUUCCUGACAGCAUACUUUGCCUAUAAGAAUGGUGAUAUAGAUUCUUCUCUUGUUCAAUAUGCACUGCUUGCAGAAAUGGGUUAUGAAGUAGCUCAAAGCAAUUCAGCAUUCAUUUUGGAAUCUAAAAAAGCUAAAAUCCUUGAAAAAGAGAAGAUGUAUCCAAUGGCACUUCUCCUAUGGAAUCGAGCUGCCAUUCAAGGCUAUGCAUUCGCUAGAGUGAAAAUUGGAGAUUACCAUUACUAUGGCUACGGGACUAAGAAAGACUAUCAAACAGCAGCCACGCAUUACAGCAUCGCAGCCAACAAAUACCACAGCGCACAAGCCAUGUUCAACCUGGCCUAUAUGUAUGAACAUGGUUUAGGUAUUGCAAAGGACGUUCGCUUGGCCAGGAGAUUAUAUGAUAUGGCUGCUCAAACAAGUCCGGACGCUCACAUACCUGUGUUCUUUGCCCUCAUGAAACUGGAAACUGUGCAUUUGUUUCGAGAUAUCCUGUUUUCUAAUUUUACCAUGAGAUGGAAAUGGAUGAAAUUGGACAAUACCCUUGGACCACACUGGGAUUUAUUUGUGAUUGGCCUAAUUGUUGCCGUGCUGAUCUUCUUGCUUAGAAAUCGCUACCUGUAGGAUCUGGACCACAGAAAAAACCUGCUCACGGGAACCAGUUCACUUCAAGUCAUCUUCACUAAAUAAAA